Pteropus alecto (black flying fox) is the source of this 1431-nucleotide messenger RNA. It is a transcript of the gene HYAL4, whose product is annotated as hyaluronoglucosaminidase 4. Lineage: Eukaryota; Metazoa; Chordata; Mammalia; Chiroptera; Pteropodidae. The transcript is spliced from 3 exons. Gene Ontology annotation, molecular function: hyalurononglucosaminidase activity. Gene Ontology annotation, biological process: hyaluronan catabolic process; carbohydrate metabolic process. Bases 1 to 1431 code for a protein of 476 amino acids. The record is from RefSeq and is a predicted model, not a curated record.
AUGAAACGAUUAUCUCAAGGACAAGUAAGGUUUUGUGUUGUUCAGCCAACAUGUCUCACAUCAUGGCUGCUCAUAUUUCUCUCCUUGAAGUCAAUCUCUUCCCUAAAACCUGCUCGACUUCCAGUUCAUCAAAGAAAACCUUUUAUAGCUGCUUGGAAUGCUCCAACAGAUCAGUGUUUGAUAAAAUAUAAUAUAAGACUGAAUUUGAAAAUGUUUCAGAUGAUUGGAAGCCCACUGGCCAAGGCCAGGGGGCAAAAUGUCACUAUAUUUUAUGUCAACAGAUUAGGAUACUAUCCAUGGUACACAUCACAGGGGGUUCCCAUUAAUGGGGGUCUCCCCCAGAACAUAAGUUUGCAAGUUCAUCUAGAAAAAGCCGACCAAGAUAUUAAUUAUUAUAUCCCUGCUAAAGAUUUCAGUGGACUUGCUGUUAUAGACUGGGAAUAUUGGCGACCUCAGUGGGACCGGAACUGGAACACGAAAGAUGUCUACAGACAGAAGUCAAGAAAACUUAUUUCUGAUAUGCAAACGAAUGUGUCAGCUGCCGAUGUUGAAUGUUUAGCCAAAGCAACCUUUGAGGAAAGUGCAAAAGCUUUCAUGAAGGAAACCAUCGAAUUGGGAAUUAAGAACAGACCCAAGGGCCUUUGGGGUUAUUACUUAUAUCCCGAUUGCCACAAUUAUAAUAUUUAUGCCCCAAACUAUACUGGGUCAUGCCCAGAAGCGGAAGUUUUGAGGAACAACGAGCUCUCUUGGCUCUGGAACAGCAGUGCUGCUUUAUAUCCUUCCGUCGGUGUCGGGAAACCUCUUCGAGACAGCGAAAACAUUUUGCGCUUCGCGCAGUUUCGGGUGCUUGAAUCCAUGAGGAUCGCCACCAUGACACCCCAUGAUUACGCUCUGCCUGUGUUCGUCUACACAAGGCUAGGCUACAGAGAAGAACCUUUACUUUUCCUUUCUAAGGAAGAUCUAAUCAGUACCAUUGGAGAAAGUGCUGCCUUGGGAGCUGCAGGCAUUGUUAUUUGGGGAGACAUGAAUUUAACUUCAUCUGAGGGCAACUGUACAAAGGUGAAGCAGUUUGUGAGUGGCGAUUUGGGGAGCUACAUAGUCAACGUGACCAAAGCUGCCGAGACUUGCAGCCAUCACCUCUGUAGGAAUAACGGGAGAUGCGUAAGGAAGGUGUGGAAAGCUCCGGAUUACCUCCACUUGAACCCUGCAAAUUACCACAUAGAGGCCUCUGAGGACGGAGAAAUUGAUGUGAAAGGAAAAGCAUCGGAUAUGGACCUGGCAGUGAUGGCGGAGAAAUUUUCCUGUCAUUGUUAUCAGGGAUACGAAGGGGCUGACUGCAGAGAAAUGAGGGCGGCUGAUGGCUGCGCUGGGGUUUCCUCUUUUUCCAGCUUACUGGUAACGCUAUGUCUGCCAGUUUUAGCAGGUCGUUAA